Messenger RNA from Gastrolobium bilobum, 986 nucleotides. RefSeq lists its product as uncharacterized. Gene Ontology annotation, molecular function: nucleic acid binding. The transcript is spliced from 4 exons. The record is from RefSeq and is a predicted model, not a curated record. Lineage: Eukaryota; Viridiplantae; Streptophyta; Magnoliopsida; Fabales; Fabaceae. The annotation marks the transcript as partial.
GAGUGGCUGUUGAUCCGAGUACAAUUGAAGCUGUGCUGGAUUGGGAGAGACCCAAGAGUGUUACUGAGAUCCGAAGUUUUCUGGGUUUAGCAGGAUACUACAGGCGGUUUAUUAAUGGAUUCUCCAGAAUUGCCUUGCCAUUGACUAGGUUGACCCGAAAAGGGGUGCCAUUUGCAUGGACCCUUGGGUGUGAUGUGAGUUUUCAAGAAUUGAAAGAUAAGUUGACUACCACACCGGUUCUGAUUCUUAAUAUGGAGACACUUCUUGUAUGGUGCUACCUUCACAUGGCUGAUGCCUUGAGCAGAAAGACCACGGGUGUGGCUAGCAUGAUGAUUGCAGAGUAUGAUUUGAUUGAGGAGUUCAGGGAUUUGCGAAUUUCUGUGACACCAUUUGAGACUUCAUAUUUCAUGACUACGGUCGAAGUUCGAAAUUCGUUAAUGGAAAAAGUUAAAGCGGCCCAAGUGCUUGAUGAAGGGAUCCAAAUGAUGAAAGAGCAAGAUUUUGUGUUCACCGAUGCUUCUCAUGUGAAAUACUACAAAGAUCGGUUAAUUGUCCCGAAGGGACCAAUGGUAAAAAUUGAGCAUCAGAAGCCUUCUGGUUUGCUACAACCAUUAGAUAUUCCGGAGUGGAAGUGGAUGAGUAUAUCCAUGGAGUUUGUUGUUGGAUUACCAAGAAGCCAGGCUGGAUUUGAUUCCAUAUGGGUUGUGGUUGAUAGGUUGACUAAAUCCGCCCAUUUCAUUCCAGUCAAGACGACCUUUUCCACAGAGCAGCUAGCCAAACUAUAUGUUAGAGAGAUUGUGAAGCUUCAUGGCAUUCCCGAAAGCAUAGUUAGCGAUCGGGAUCCGAAAUAUAUAUCUGAUGAUUCACACAUUGUACAGUAUGAUGACAUAGAGGUUAAGAAGGACCUGAAGUUCGUUGUUGGACCUUCUAAGGUUCUUGCUCGAGAUGAGAAACAGCUUCGAAAUAGAGUUAUUCCCAUGAUCUAG